AUCAUAUCCAUAGAACCACUUACGACGUUGAAGACUUGAAUAACUUCUUUGUUAAAUACUCAAGCAUCGGCGUAGACCGCAGUGUUCUCCAUCGUGCGGUUUUGUGGUCUCUGCGUCUUCUUCGGCACAUGGAUAUGGAUCCCGAGCUCCAACCUCCUCACUCCUCACUCCCUUUGUCCGAGAAAAAGGGUACAUGGAAAACAUUGGUACUUGCAUACAGGACCUUGGGGGUCGUAUUUGGCGGACUUGUGACAUCGCCGCUGUAUGUUUACCCUUCAAUGCCAUUGAAGUCUCCAACAGAAGAUGACUAUCUGGGUAUCUACAGCAUCAUGUUCUGGACUCUCACUCUAAUAGGGGUUGUAAAAUAUGCCAGCAUAGCUAUCAAAGCUGAUGAUCAUGGUGAAGGUGGAACUUUUGCCUUGUAUUCAUUACUUUGCAGGCAUUUGAAUAUUGGAAUCCUGCCUUCUAAGCGAUCACAUUUACUCUCAAGUGCCAGUUCAAACAUGCAAAGGGGCACUGAAACACAGAGUAGGCUUGGGAAAUUUUUUGAAAGAAGUCUAGUUGCUCGAAGGGUAUUACUCUUUGUUGCCAUGUUAGGCACAUGCAUGCUUAUAGGUGAUGGCAUACUUACACCUGCAAUUUCAGUUUUGUCAGCAAUUGAUGGACUAAGAGCCCCUUUUCCUUCCGUCAGCAAAUCACUCGUGGAAGCACUUUCAGCAGUUGUCUUGAUCUUGCUGUUCUUGUUGCAGAAAUAUGGUACAUCCCGUGUGAGUUUCCUGUUUUCCCCCAUAAUGGGUGCAUGGACCUUUUGCACCCCACUUGUGGGAAUUUACAGCAUCAUACGCCACUAUCCAAGUAUAUUCAAGGCUUUAUCACCGCACUACAUAUUCCAUUUCUUUUGGGAAAACGGAAAAACUGGAUGGCUUUUACUUGGUGGUACAGUCCUUUGCAUCACAGGUUCCGAGGCAAUGUUUGCUGAUCUUGGUCAUUUUAACCAGCGGUCCAUUCAGAUAGCAUUUUUAUUCACAAUCUACCCAUCUUUAGUUCUGACUUAUGCGGGACAGACAGCUUACCUCAUCAAGAAUCCCAAUGAUCAUGAUGAUGGGUUCUACAAGUUUAUACCAGCUCCAAUCUACUGGCCUAUCUUUGUUAUUGCAACAUCCGCUGCAGUUGUUGCCAGCCAAUCAUUGAUAUCAGCCACCUUUUCUGUAAUCAAGCAAUCUGUUGUGCUGGAUUAUUUUCCCCGGGUAAAGAUCCUACACACAUCGCCUAGUAAAGAGGGAGAGGUUUACUCACCUGAAGUGAACUACAUCCUCAUGGUCCUUUGUGUUGCUGUCAUACUUAUUUUUGGGGAUGGAAAAGAUAUUGGAAAUGCUUUCGGUGUUGUUGUUAGUCUAGUGAUGCUCAUCACCACUAUAUUACUUACACUAGUCAUGAUCAUGAUAUGGAGGACUCCCGCUAUUCUGGUAGCUCUAUACUUCUGUGUGUUUUUUGUGGUGGAAGGGGUUUAUGUCAGUGCGGUUUUCACUAAGCUCCUUGAAGGUGGAUGGAUUCCUUUCGCCAUUUCCUUUAUCCUUGCCAUCAUCAUGUUUGGUUGGUUUUAUGGUAGACAAAGAAAGGUCCAGUACGAGUUAACCCACAAGAUAACCUUGGACAGACUUGAAAUGCUUUUGGCAGAUCGCAGCAUUCAAACAGUGCCUGGCUUAUGCUUCUUUUAUACUAACAUUCAAGAUGGUCUGACUCCUAUACUAGGACACUACAUGAAGAAUAUGAAAUCCUUCCAUAAGGUCACAAUAUUCACAACUCUUAGGUACCUGUUGGUCCCCAAGGUUGAUCCACGUGACAGGAUUGUCGUAAACAAAUUGAGCCCCAAAGGGGUGUACGGUUGUGUGAUUCAGUAUGGCUAUGCAGAUUCUUUGAACCUAGAAGAUGAUUUUUUAUCUCAAGUGACUAGUAGUUUGAUGCAACAUAUAAAGAGAUGCAAUGGCCAUGUCCCAUUUGAUCCUCAUGAGAUAGAACAAGAGAUUUCCAGGUUAGAAGAAGCACGGUCUGCCGGCGUGGUUCAUGUUCGUGGAAAAACUCGGUUUCAUAUCGGCCCUAACUGUGGCUGGUUUGACAGAAUUAUGCUUGCAUUUUAUGAAUUCUUGCAUAACAAUUGCCGGUCUGGAUUGCCUGCUCUGAGGGUUCCAUUACAGCAAAGGAUUGAAGUUGGAAUGCUAUAUGAGGCUUGAAGGGAUAACUUUGGAAUAAAUAUGGAAUUUGGUGGUUGAAAGAUAUAAUUCCUGAAGGGUUUCUUAAACGUAAGAUAAGUCCCUCAAACUCUAUAACCUGUUACAAACGAGUACCCUUGAUAGAACAAAUUUUAUGCACAGGUGUACUUUUAGUUAGUUAAUUAUAUUUGAUGUUUUACUUUCAUCUCUUAAAUUUCAAUCAAGUUUUUUAACUU
Neltuma alba is the source of this 2446-nucleotide messenger RNA. RefSeq names its product probable potassium transporter 17. Gene Ontology annotation, biological process: potassium ion transmembrane transport. Gene Ontology annotation, molecular function: potassium ion transmembrane transporter activity. The coding region runs from base 129 to 2231 and encodes 700 amino acids. The transcript has 8 exons. The record is from RefSeq and is a predicted model, not a curated record. Lineage: Eukaryota; Viridiplantae; Streptophyta; Magnoliopsida; Fabales; Fabaceae. Gene Ontology annotation, cellular component: membrane.